Mangifera indica (mango) is the source of this 445-nucleotide messenger RNA. RefSeq lists its product as uncharacterized. Lineage: Eukaryota; Viridiplantae; Streptophyta; Magnoliopsida; Sapindales; Anacardiaceae. The transcript has 2 exons. The record is from RefSeq and is a predicted model, not a curated record. Bases 54 to 263 code for a protein of 69 amino acids.
UAUAUUGUUUUGAUUUUUCAGAUUGACGAACAAUUUGUAUUGUGAAGAGAAAAAUGAAAGCUUCAGAGACAUCAAUCAAAAGUAGCGGCAAUAGCGUUCAAAGCCAAGGCCAAGCUUCGAAGAUUCAAAAUGAGAAACCCCAUUUUAAACCUGCUCAAGAUGACACAAAACCUCCAUUUCAAGAUCCGAUACUUAGAUCCGAUCCCAUUGAAACAGAGGAAGCUGUGCUGAAAUUGCCGCCUUUUUCUAUUAAAAGAUUGUGAUCUUUUAGUGCCCAUGAUCUAAUAUCGAUGGAAUUUUUUUCUUUAUUUGUUUAGAUUUUUCAUGGAUUAUUUAUGGUUCUGUUUUGGACUUGAUUCGUGUUGAAUUAUGCAAUGAUGUAAUGUGAUUCUGCUACUCAAUUUAUUUUUUUUCUAUGGCUAGAUUCAAGCAGAUUCAAACUUGA